AUGUGCUACUACGGCAGCUACUAUGGGGGCCUGGGCUAUGGCUGUGGGUCUGGUUAUGGCUGUGGAUGUGGCUGCUUCCGUGGCCUAGGCUAUGGCUGUGGAGGCUGUGGCUAUGGAGGCCUGGGCUAUGGAAGCUAUGGCUAUGGCUGCUGCCGUCCAUCUUGCUAUGGAAGGUAUUAUUCUUAUGGCUUCUACUGA
Antechinus flavipes (yellow-footed antechinus) is the source of this 198-nucleotide messenger RNA. Its product is annotated as keratin-associated protein 20-2-like. The transcript has a single exon. Lineage: Eukaryota; Metazoa; Chordata; Mammalia; Dasyuromorphia; Dasyuridae. The record is from RefSeq and is a predicted model, not a curated record. The coding region runs from base 1 to 198 and encodes 65 amino acids.